Molecule: messenger RNA, 735 nt
Organism: Fusarium subglutinans
Lineage: Eukaryota; Fungi; Ascomycota; Sordariomycetes; Hypocreales; Nectriaceae
Product: TRI15 transcription factor
Exons: 2
Coding region: 1-735 (244 amino acids)
Biological process (GO): ribosomal large subunit biogenesis
Cellular component (GO): preribosome, large subunit precursor
Source: RefSeq, a predicted model, not a curated record
AUGCAACUUGGCAAGCCUUGGUGCAGCACUUGCUGCGUCCACUUCAAUACCUUUGAGGAGCACAGAGAGCACUCAAAAUCAGACAAGCAUAUUUCAAAGAUCCAAAUUCGAUAUAGUGGCCCAUGUAUUCCUCGCUAUGUCAUGGAGAAAGCCAUGGAAAACUGGGAUCGAGUUAAGGAAUCAUGGACUCAAGGCUCAGACGAAAGGCCAACGGAUGGGUCAGAGCUCUGUGAGGUAGAGAACGCAGAGUUUAAUGAAGAACUCUGCCUCUUUUGCCGCCACACGAGCUCGACCUUCGACGAGAACAUGGCUCACAUGAAGACAUGCCACAGCUUCACCAUCCCAAACCUAGAAGUCCAUGGUAUUAAGCCUAUCACUGUUGUGAGAUGCCUUUAUAGCAUCAUUUUCAGCUGCUACGAAUGUGUAUCUUGCGGCAAACAACGUCGCACGUCGGAGGGGAUUCAACACCACAUGACUGCCAAGAACCACUGUCGUUUUCAGAUGACAUACGAGAUUUUGAGAUUCUGUAAGGAGGAGGAAAUCUUCGACGCUCAAGAAAAUCGAGAAAGCCAAGAUACUCAGCUUAUAGGAACAACUCCGGCUUCCAAUAACGACGGGACUAUCAUUCAGCGUCCCCCAAUGCGACGCAUGCCGAAGUUUCUAGGGUAUGAGAGCACAGGUGGUCAUCAUAUGUAUAAAGAGACGCAACGGGAAUUUUUUCUUUCCAGCAACUAG